Molecule: messenger RNA, 6128 nt
Organism: Jaculus jaculus (lesser Egyptian jerboa)
Lineage: Eukaryota; Metazoa; Chordata; Mammalia; Rodentia; Dipodidae
Gene: Rlf
Product: RLF zinc finger
Exons: 8
Coding region: 1-5727 (1908 amino acids)
Biological process (GO): regulation of transcription by RNA polymerase II
Cellular component (GO): nucleus
Molecular function (GO): DNA-binding transcription factor activity, RNA polymerase II-specific; DNA binding
Source: RefSeq, a predicted model, not a curated record
AUGGCGGACGGAAAGGGAGACGCCGCCGCCGUCGCCGCCGCAGCUGCCGUCGCCGGGGCUGGGGCUGAGGCUCCGGUGGUAGCGGGGACCGGAGACGCAGCCGAGACUGAGUCGGUGGCUCGGGGUCAUCGCCCUGCAUCUCCGGCGCCGGGAGCCUCGGGCCUGCGACCGUGUCUGUGGCAGUUGGAGAGCGAACUGAGGGAGCAGGAGGUGUCGGAGGUCUCAUCGUUGAACUACUGCCGGAGCUUCUGCCAGACCUUAUUGCAAUAUGCAAGCAACAAGAAUGCAUCAGAACACAUUGUGUAUCUCCUGGAGGUUUAUCAACUCGCCAUCCAGAGCUUUGCCAGUGCACGUCCAUUUCUAACUACUGAAUGUGAAGAUGUCCUCUUAGUGUUGGGCAGAUUAGUACUGAGUUGCUUUGAAUUACUGCUCUCAGUGUCUGAAAGUGAGUUACCAUGUGAAGUGUGGUUGCCAUUCCUUCAGUCUCUACAGGAGUCACAUGAUGCAUUGCUGGAAUUUGGGAACAAUAACCUACAAAUACUGGUUCAUGUUACAAAGGAAGGAGUAUGGAAAAACCCCAUUCUUCUCAAAAUUCUGUCUCAGCAGCCAGUAGAAACAGAGGAAGUUAAUAAGUUGAUUGCGCUAGAAGGACCUUCUUUUCUACAACUGCGAAUAAAACAUUUGUUGAAAUCUAACUGCAUCCCACAAGCCACUACUUUAUCAAAGCUAUGUGCAGAAUCUACAGAAAUUUCACAUGUGUCAUCAUUUCAGCAAGCCUAUAUCACAUGUUUAUGUGCCAUGCUCCCUAGUGAAGAUGCUAUUAAGGAGAUUGCAAAGGUCGACUGCAAAGAAGUUCUAGACAUCAUAUGUAAUAUGGAAUCUGAGGGUCAGGAUAAUACCGCAUUUGUUCUUUGUACGACUUAUCUUACCCACCAACUCCAAACAGCAAGUGUUUAUUGUUCUUGGGAGCUGACUCUCUUUUGGAGUAAACUGCAGAGAAGACUCGACCCUUCUGUAGACAUUUUUUUGGAGCGCUGUCGGCAGUUUGGUGUUAUUGCUAAAACGCAGCAGCACUUGUUUUGCCUGAUUAGAGUUAUACAAACUGAAGCACAAGAUGCUGGCCUUGGCGUGUCCAUUUUACUGUGUGUCAGAGCUCUUCAACUCAGAUCAAGUGAAGAUGAGGAAAUGAAGGCAUCAGUUUGUAAAACAAUUUCCUGUCUCUUACCAGAAGAUUUGGAAGUUAGAAGAGCCUGUCAGCUUACAGAAUUUUUAAUUGAACCCACUUUGGAUGGAUUUAAUAUGCUAGAAGAACUAUAUUUGCAACCAGAUCAAAAAUUUGAUGAAGAAAAUGCACCUGUUCCAAAUUCUCUCCGAUGUGAGCUCUUACUAGCUUUAAAAGCCCAUUGGCCCUUUGAUCCUGAAUUCUGGGACUGGAAAACAUUAAAACGACACUGCCACCAGCUUCUAGGACAAGAAGCUUCAGAUUCUGACGAUGAUUUAAGUGGCUGUGAAAUGUCUUUCAAUGACACAGAUGUCUUGGAGUCAUUUCUCAGUGACUAUGAUGACAAUAAAGAAGAUAAACAAUACAGAAGAAGAGAUUCAGCUGAUCAACAGAAGGAAAAAAGAGACAAAAAACCCAUUGGUUCCUCUGAAAGAUACCAGCGGUGGCUUCAGUACAAAUUUUUCUGUCUGUUGUGUAAGCGGGAAUGUAUAGAGGCCAGGAUUCUUCAUCAUUCUAAGAUGCAUAUGGAAGAUGGAAUUUAUACCUGUCCAGUUUGUAUUAAAAAGUUCAAGAGAAAAGAGCUAUUUGUCCCUCAUGUGAUGGAGCAUGUUAAAAUGCCACCAAGCAGAAGAGACCGCCCUAGAAAGAAAUUACUAUUGAAAGGCUGUCAAAAGGGUAUUUAUCCCAAGAGUCCCUCUGGAAGUCUGGAACAAAAUCAGUCAUUGAGUGAACAAGCCAAAGGAGAAUCUCAUGAAUAUGUCACAUUCAGCAAAUUAGAAGAUCGCCACCUACAAGACAGAGAUUUGUACCCAUGUCCUGGCACAGACUGUUCCCGUGUAUUUAAACAGUUUAAAUAUUUAAGUGUGCAUCUUAAAGCUGAACACCAAAAUAAUGAUGAAAAUGCCAAGCACUAUUUGGAUAUGAAAAAUAGAAGAGAAAAGUGUACUUACUGUCGAAGACAUUUUAUGUCUGCUUUUCACCUGCGAGAGCAUGAGCAAGUGCACUGUGGUCCUCAGCCUUAUAUGUGUGUGUCUAUAGACUGCUAUGCAAGGUUUGGAUCAGUGAAUGAACUACUUAAUCAUAAACAAAAACAUGAUGAUCUUCGUUACAAAUGUGAACUAAAUGGCUGUAAUAUUGUUUUCAGUGACUUGGGACAGCUUUACCACCAUGAAGCACAACACUUUAGGGAUGCAUCCUACACAUGCAACUUUGUUGGCUGUAAAAAGUUCUAUUAUUCCAAAAUAGAAUUCCAGGAUCACCUUUCUAUGCAUAAUGUUGAAGGUUCAAAUGGAAACAGAAAGAAGUCACUGACUCUUGAGGAGAAGCAAGGUCGUGUGGGCCAGCCCUGUCUACCUAGCCAAGUGGACAAGUCCCAUUCACCUGAGAAUCUUCUCUUCUGCUCGGGGUCAGCCAGUUCUCAGAUUGAUACUGCAGAAACACUGAAAGAAAACAGUGACAGUAACUCUAGUGAUCAGUUAAGUCACAGCUCUUCAGCUUCAGUGAAUGAUGAGUUAAUAGACACACUGGACCACACUGAAACCAUGCAGGAUAUAUUAUUACCUCAUGAGAAAGUCUUUGUGGCCUCCAGUUUAAAAGAAAAAUGUCCCAAUGUGGCCGUUUGUUUUGAUGGGACUAAGUUUACCUGUGGUUUUGAUGGCUGUGGUUCCACUUACAAAAAUGCUCGAGGGAUGCAGAAGCACCUGCGCAAGGUGCAUCCAUACCAUUUCAAACCAAGAAAGACAAAGACAAAAGACCUCUUGCCCUGUGUGGGCAACGAGCAAAGUCCGGCUGCUGACAAGUUUGACGUAGAGCCUAAACCCAGCUCAGAUACAAACAGUGACUCCCCAGACGAAGGUCUGGACCACAGCAUUCAUACCAAGUGCAAACGAGAACAUCGAGGUUAUUCCUCAGAACCUUCCAUUUGUGCUUCUAAAAGGCCAUGUACAGAGGAUACUAUGUUGGAACUUCUCUUACGGUUAAAACACUUAAGCUUGAAAAACUCAAUAGCACAUGGAUCUUUCUCAGGGUCAUUGCCAGGGUACCCAUCCAGUGGUGCUAAGUCCCUUCAGUCAGUUUCGUCUAUCUCAGACCUUCAUUUUCAGAAUCAAGAUGAAAAUGUGCCAAGUCAAUAUCUUGCACAAUUGGCAGCUAAGCCUUUUUUCUGUGAGCUUCAAGGAUGCAAAUACGAAUUUGUGACCAGGGAGGCUUUGCUAAUGCACUAUCUUAGAAAGCAUAAUUAUUCAAAAGAAAAGGUCCUUCAGUUAACCAUGUUUCAGCAUCGGUAUUCCCCAUUCCGGUGUCAUAUUUGCCAAAGGUCAUUUACCAGAAAAACACACCUUAGGAUUCAUUAUAAAAAUAAACAUCAAAUUGGCAUUGACAGAGCAUCACACAGACUGUUGGACAAUGAAAAAUGUGAUCAUGAAGGCCCAUGCUCAGUAGACAGAUUAGAAGGUGAUUGUUCUGCAGAACUUGGUGGUGAUCCCAAUGGUAACUCUGAGAAGACACAGUGUCAUUCUAAAAAAGAUGAUUGCAGUUCAGAAACAGACUUAGAGUCAUCUUGUGAAGAAACAGAAAGUAAGACAUCUGAGAUUUCAUCACCAAUAGGCAGCCAUAGAGAAGAAGGAAGAGAGGGGCGAGGUAGCAGGCGAACUGUUGCUAAAGGAAAUUUGUGCUAUAUUUUAAAUAAGUACCACAAACCAUACCAUUGUAUACAUAAAGGUUGCAAUUCCUCAUUCACCAAUCUAAAAGGCUUGAUACGCCACUACAGAACUGUUCAUCGGUACAACAAAGAACAGUUAUGUUUAGAAAAGGACAAAGCAAGAACCAAAAGGGAACUUGUAAAAUGUAAAAAGAUAUUUUCUUGCAAAUACAAGGAAUGUAACAAACGCUUCCUGUGUUCCAAAGCCCUUGCUAAACACUGUAGUGAUGCUCAUAACCUAGACCACAUCGAAGAGUCUAAAGUUCUUUCUGAAGCAGAAUCUGCAGCACGGUUUUCUUGUAACCAGCCUCAGUGCCCUGCUAUUUUUUAUACAUUUAGUAAGUUGAAACACCACUUGAUGGAACAGCACAAUAUUGAAAGAGAAAUACAUACAGAUUAUGAAAUUCAUUGUAAUCUUAAUGGCUGUGGCCAAAUUUUUACCCAUCGCAGUAACUACUCACAACAUGUAUAUUACCGACAUAAGAACUAUUACGAUGAUCUGUUCAGAAGCCAGAAAGUAGCAAAUGAGAGGCUACUAAGGAGUGAAAAGGUAUGUGAAACAACUCUCACUCAGGAGCAGGAACAGCAGACUACCAGGAGGUCAUUUAAUGCUAAAGCCAAAAAAUGUGGCUUAAUCAAAGACAAGAAAGCUCCAAUUAGUUUUAAAACAAGAGCUGAAGCCCUCAGUAUGUGUGUAGAGCACUCUGAGCACACACAGUUCCCAUGCAUGGUUGAAGGAUGCUUAUCUGUGGUGAAGUUGGAGAGCAGCAUAGUGAGGCAUUACAAACGCACCCAUCAGAUGAGUAGUGCCUACUUAGAGCAACAGAUGGAAAAUCUUGUUGUUUGUGUUAAGUACGGUACUAAAAUUAAAGAGGAACCCCCUUCAGAAGCAGAGCCCUGCAUAAAGAAAGAAGAAAAUAGUAGCUGUGAACCCGAGCACACACAGUGCAGCCAUUCCCCGGGGGACAGCACUGUGCCCCUACAGAAUGCGGAUUCCUCCUAUUCUGGGGAAAGAGAUGGGGCUCAGGAAGGGUGUACAGAGAGCAACCCAGUGUUUGAUGCAGACACUCUGCUCUACCGGGGAACUUUGAAAUGUAACCAUAGUUCAGAAACCACUUCUUUGGAACAGUGUAAUUCAGGUCAGUCUCCUUUCUGUAAAAUAGAAAAUUCCAUACCUGAUCCCAGUGGGACUGAAAAUGGUACUUAUUUCACAAGUUUCCAGCUGCCUUUACCACGGAUCAAAGAAGAACCUGAGGAGCCAAGUUCAGGGCAAGAAAACACUGUUAAAAAUUCAGUUCAUGUCCCAAAAGAGAAUGUUAGGAAGCAUUCACAGCCCAGGUCGUUUGAUUUGAAGACUUACAAACCUAUGGGAUUUGAAUCUUCAUUUCUGAAAUUUAUUCAGGAAAGUGAAGAGAAAGAUGAUGAUUUUGAUGAUUGGGAGCCUUCAGAGCACUUAACAUUAAGUAAUUCCUCACAACCCAGUAAUGACUUAACAGGGAAUGUUGUGGCAAAUAGUAAGGUAAACAACAGUGACCCUGACGUUGACAUACCUCAACCCUCCAGUGACUCUCCAAUUCAUGAGAACUUGACUGCACCUUUAAUAGUAGCUGAAGCGACAGCAGUUCCUUCCCUGGAAAAUCUAAGGGUGGUAUUGGACAAAGCAUUAACAGACUGUGGAGAGCUUGCCUUAAAACAACUGCAUUAUCUUCGGCCAGUAGUUGUCCUUGAAAGAUCUAAGUUUUCCACACCAAUUUUAGACUUAUUUCCAACUAAAAAGACAGAUGAGCUUUGUGUAGGAAGUUCCUAAAUAGCAAUUUUGUUCUAGAAGCAGACUAGCUCCAACACUGCAACAUGGGGACAGUUGCCAACAUGAACAAAGGCUGAGAACCAGCCACACUGUUGUUUAGGGUAGAGUAGGCUGUGUAUUUACAUGAAUGUAUCAUAUCUAUGUCAGCAGUAUUGGCUGAGUCCAUUAGCUCUCCAGUUGGUAUACUGAUUGGUUUUUUUUUGUUGUUGUUUAUUAAAAAAAUGGAACUGUACUCUUGUUUGGUGCUAAUUAAUACAUCAAAAUAUACUGGGGCUUCCUUUUUCAAAUUAAGUGUGCAUGAUUGUAUAUGGAACAAAUACUAAGGUCCCAGGGUGGGAGGGCUAGGGAAAGGGAUAUGAAGUUCUUACUUGACUUGAAUGUGCACCUGUGGGUGCUUUGUG